Molecule: messenger RNA, 1230 nt
Organism: Micropterus salmoides (largemouth bass)
Lineage: Eukaryota; Metazoa; Chordata; Actinopteri; Centrarchiformes; Centrarchidae
Product: voltage-dependent T-type calcium channel subunit alpha-1I-like
Exons: 6
Coding region: 1-1230 (409 amino acids)
Biological process (GO): neuronal action potential; calcium ion transmembrane transport; calcium ion import
Cellular component (GO): voltage-gated sodium channel complex; neuron projection; voltage-gated calcium channel complex
Molecular function (GO): low voltage-gated calcium channel activity; voltage-gated sodium channel activity
Source: RefSeq, a predicted model, not a curated record
AUGGGUCUGGUUGGUUCCUUCUUUAUGAUCAACCUAUGCCUCGUGGUCAUCGCCACCCAGUUCUCAGAGACUAAGCAGAGGGAGCACCAGCUGAUGCAGGAGCAGCGAGCACGGUGUUCGUCCUCCUCCACCCUGGCCAGUGAACCUGGGGACUGCUACGAGGAACUCUUCCAGCUGGUUUGCCACAUCCUCCGCAAGGCCAGGAGACAAACUGUUGCCCUUUUCAACACAUUGCGGGGGAAACCCCGCGGCUUUCGGGGCGCCGGAAGAGGUAGAGGAGCAGGAGAAGGAAGGCACAGGAAUGCCAAUGGAAGGGGAGGACAUGAGAGGAGAGCAGUGAGGAGGCACGGUGCAACCUGUCCCCACCAUAAUAAAACUGAUCAUGGCUCACCCGCUGAACCUACGGCACUCAACGCCACUGAAGGCUGCCCACAGUGUGCCGCAGCCCUGUUGCUCACUGAUGGGGUGGGACCAGUUCGCAGUGCAGUAAAUGAUGAAGCAGAGGAGGGAGCGGUGGAGGAAACGGACAGGGAGGGGGUACAUUCUGGUAGUAACGAGAAGGGCAAAAAAGGCCAGGAGGGUGCAGGGAGCCAUGGCGGCUGUAGUCCUAAGAAGCGAUGUAAUGAGCUGUGGCGCGAGACGAGGAGGAAGCUGUGGGGAAUCGUGGAGAGCAAAUACUUCAACCGAGGCAUCAUGAUCGCCAUCUUGAUCAACACCAUCAGCAUGGGCAUUGAGCACCACGAGCAGCCAGAGGAGCUCACUAAUGUUCUGGAGAUCUGCAACAUUGUCUUCACCAGCAUGUUUUCCUUGGAGAUGAUCCUCAAAAUCACUGCAUUUGGCUCCUUCAGCUACCUGAGAAACCCCUACAAUGUCUUUGAUGGAGUCAUUGUCAUCAUAAGUGUAUGUGAGAUCGUCGGCCAGUCCGACGGAGGUUUAUCUGUACUUAGGACCUUCAGACUGUUGAGGGUGCUGAAGCUUGUAAGGUUCAUGCCAGCUUUGCGAAGACAGCUGGUGGUCCUCAUGAAGACCAUGGACAAUGUGGCCACCUUCUGCAUGCUGCUCAUGCUCUUCAUCUUCAUCUUCAGUAUCCUGGGGAUGCACAUCUUUGGCUGUAAGUUCAGUCUCAGGACAGAGACCGGCGACACAGUACCAGACAGGAAGAACUUUGACUCCCUUCUCUGGGCCAUUGUCACUGUUUUCCAGGUAAUCAGCAUUUCACUGUUUGGAUAA